Trichoderma harzianum CBS 226.95 is the source of this 252-nucleotide messenger RNA. RefSeq lists its product as hypothetical. The coding region runs from base 1 to 252 and encodes 83 amino acids. Lineage: Eukaryota; Fungi; Ascomycota; Sordariomycetes; Hypocreales; Hypocreaceae. The record is from RefSeq and is a predicted model, not a curated record. The transcript is spliced from 2 exons.
AUGCCCAUAAGAGCUCUCGCGCUUUUACACUUAACGCCAACUCACAGUUGUAAAAACCUCGCAUUCUGGGAAAACUGCACAAGGGAAAAGAACAAGAAUAGAGAGCAUGGAGAGAGAGCACCAGGAGAAAAAGGCUCGAUCGGCUCGGAGAGGGUCCGUGGCCCGGGGAGUGGAGCAGGGCCCAGCUUAGUCGGGUCGGCAUUUUGGGCCCCACUAGCGGAAUGCGCUGGCGGGAUUGUGCCAUUGAUGUGA